UGUACCGCCCCCCGUCAUCAACAUGGUAGUACUUCUCGGACUGUCCUUCCACAUUAAACCGAUAAUUCUCAAAGACAUCUCACUCAACGCCACAGUCGACGAUACCCCCCAAUGAUGAGUUUGCGGUAUCUGAAAAUACAUGUUAUGACGAUCAUUCGAAUACGAUGAACCUCGAGUUACGCCAUUCUGGUCGGACUGUUUUUCCUGGCUCGUCGAGCCACGUCGCCAACUUGUCCAUCUACACCGCCAAUCAUACACAGUUUAACACUGCCAUGAUGGACAAUACAGCACGUCCACAACUUCCAACAGCCAAUACAAUACAUGACAACAUGUAUAUUCCAAUGAUGCCUAACAACGCACCUGGGCCACAAAAUGUCUACGAGCGUCCUCCGGCGGCCUACAUGAACCAGUAUUAUGACAUCCCUUCUCACAACCUCCCAAGCUCUCAUGGUGCCCUGUACCACAACCCGGUAACAGGGAGAUCAUAUUCCCCAGCAAUGCAUCUAAAUGGCAAUGGUACUUAUUCACCUCAAUACAUCUCGCCCAGUAUCUUGUAUCCUUUUCUUUGCGUCUUGCCAAUCUUUGUUGAGAGUGAGCAUGAAGUUUGGGUUUGGUGCGGGUGCUCAUUGAAGCCAGUAGGCUGGGAGAAGCUUUGCGUCGUCGUAGGGAGAAAGAGGGUUAGCAUUCAAAGCGAAUCGCAAACCAUCUUCUCCUCUUCGCAAGCAUUUCGAGGUUUCAAUCUGUCACAAUAAUGUCAUCUUCUAGUCCCGAUAAUACGGCGAGCUCACCAUGCCAUCACG
Suillus clintonianus is the source of this 800-nucleotide messenger RNA. RefSeq lists its product as uncharacterized. Lineage: Eukaryota; Fungi; Basidiomycota; Agaricomycetes; Boletales; Suillaceae. The record is from RefSeq and is a predicted model, not a curated record. Bases 165 to 752 code for a protein of 195 amino acids. The transcript is spliced from 4 exons.